AUGAAGAAUAAGAAUGUGACCAGGAUCUCCACAAUCCACCUCCUAGGAUUUCAGACUCCGGACAAUGUUACAUUUUUGGUGUUUUUUAUUUUCCUUAUAACUUAUUGUGUUACUGUAAUGGGAAACCUCCUGAUUAUCUCACUGGUGUCCUACAGCAAAACCCUCCAUUCUCCCAUGUACUUCUUCCUCUCCCAGCUCGCUGUGUCGGAUAUCUUGCUGGCCACUGACAUCCUUCCAAAAACAAUCCAAGCAGUUUUGAUGAAAGAUACGGUGAUAUUAUUUUCUGAUUGCAUCUCCCAGUUUUAUUUCUUUUGUGCUGCAGAAAUGUUGGAUAGCCUUUUUCUGACUGUGAUGUCCUAUGACCGAUAUGUGGCCAUCUGUAAACCAUUGCAUUAUAGUUUCAUAAUGAACCACCGAUGUUGCUGUAUAGUGGUCAUUACCCUUUGGACUUUGACCUUUUUAAUUUUGCUGGUACAUCCUUUUUCCUUAUGUAGGUUACAAUUUUGUGGUCCCAACAUUGUUGACCACUUUUUCUGUGACCUGGAUCCAAUUCUAAAGCUUUCCUGCUCUGAUACAACCAUUGUUCAACUACAAAUAACAUUGUUAAGUGUUUUCCUUGUUGUCAUCCCAUUUAUUAUCAUUAUUGUAUCCUAUGUUUUAUAUUAUAAUCACCAUUCUUAA
Messenger RNA from Staurois parvus, 681 nucleotides. The record is from the annotation of a GenBank genome assembly. NCBI's taxonomy places the organism in Eukaryota, Metazoa, Chordata, Amphibia, Anura, Ranidae.